Molecule: messenger RNA, 2418 nt
Organism: Aspergillus oryzae RIB40
Lineage: Eukaryota; Fungi; Ascomycota; Eurotiomycetes; Eurotiales; Aspergillaceae
Exons: 5
Coding region: 1-2418 (805 amino acids)
Source: RefSeq, a predicted model, not a curated record
AUGUUAACCGACACUCAGCCUAACACCCCCGCCGGCUGGCAGACCUACGCCUCCCUGAGAGAGGUGACCGAGAUCCCUGCAACUGCAGAUGCCAGUCGCGAUGAAAGCGGAAGAACGGAGACUCAUCGGAACAUCUACCUGGAAGGCGCGGGCAUUCUCCAGAAGCCGUUGCUCGACUGCGAGAUCUACACCGACGUUCUCGCCUUCACUGAGGGAGGCGAGGUGAUUUUGUCUCCGGACGAAGAUACGACGAUGGAGAUCAAUGCCCGCGUCCUGACGGCUGAUCAGCCGGUGCACCUAAACAUGACCAAGGCUGGAGCUCGGAGCAGCGCCCUGAUGAUCUACGCGGCGGUGGUCGACCAGCCCAUCAGCGUCUCAGUCGAGGGGACGCAGCGCACCACCCUGGAUCUGGGCCCCGACUCGGGCCAUGUUGGUGCAGAGAUCGACUUCACCGACGGGCAGCUGAAGGUUUCUUACACCGCGCGGCACGAGUACGACGCCACCGAGAUCUACCAAGCCUUCCUCGCAACGGAGCUGCGCCUAGCCCUUGCCCUCUUCUGGAGCCGGCCGGCAAUCGCCAUCUCCAUCUGCUCCUACGUCGCCCAGUCGACCUACAACAUCCAGGCACACAGUCUAUCCAACGCGCAGGCUGUGUCCCUGGGCCAGCAGCUGGCCGCCCACGCUAUGGCGGGCCCCAGGGCCAAGUAUGCGCCCACGCUCCCGUUCCAGCGAUACCAUGACACCAUGAAAGACCAGCUCGAGGCGGCAAAGGUGUUCGAGGACCAAUACCAGCGCUUCCAAGACAAGGACUCCGAAGUGGCCGACAAGAUCGCGGCCUGGACCACCAUGCUGCAGAACGCGCAGGACCAGCGCGCCACCCGCCUGAGUGUGCAGUCCCAAACCUUGGCCAAGUAUCAGGACGCCCGCAGCACGGCCGACGCGUGCGCCAAGCAGCUGAGUGACGACGACGACGAGCUCCAGGACGCAAAGGAUGUCUUCGAUCAAGGUCUUGUGGAUUGGGAGAAAGGACAGAUCCUCAAAGCGGCGUUUGCAAUCCUGUCUGCCAUCUUUGAGUUUGCGUUUGGCAUCGCCGAAUUGUGUAUUGGAAAUGAUCCGGGAGGCGCCGCCAAGGGAGUGGAAGACGCCGUCGAGAGUGUGGAAAAGGUAGAGGAAGGAGCAGCCGAAGCCGGCCAGAUCAUGACCUCAAGCACCCUGCAGAAGCUAUCGACAUUCACCGAGGCACUGCAGAAGCUCUACCCGAAGGUCGAUGCGCUGGUCGCGGCGGCGAAUAAGUUGGCCGCUCUUCCAGGGGGCGACGAGGUGGAUCUUCCCUCCUUGAACGAUAUCUCUGGCUCCGGAGGCUCCGAUGCCGAUUCCAGUCUGAUCACUAGCCUGGCGGCCUGGGAUGACUGGGAAUUGGAGUGCGAUCAGCAGAUGGAGUGGGCGGCUGACCAAGAGAAAAUUGGCGGCGCCAGCCAGUUUCGACUAGCCCUGCGCAAACACGCGGUGCAUGGAAGAGCGCUGGCCCAGGCCCAGGCCGAAGCCAUCAAGCAGGGCCAGCAGUAUGUGCAAACAACGCUGGAGGUCCUGCAGUCGGACCAGGAUAUCCAGAACCUCCAAACCUUGCUGGAUACCUACCAUGGCGAGGAGGCGAUCUAUGCCGCCGGCCAGGCCCAGUUCUACGACCGAUUCCUGCAGUUGAAAACCAGCCUGGCAAUUCAGCUCCAAUACAUCAUCGACGCCUAUCGCUUCUACGCCCUGCAGGACAGCCAGGUGAGGCUGGAGUCGCAGCAGUCAGUCGGCGACUUCCAACAAAAUCUGUCGACGCUGCAGACGGAGAUGCAGAACGUCGAUAACCAAUAUGCCGAGGAUUUCACUCCGUUUAACUAUUAUGUGUACUCUGAUGAGCUGCCCUCCAACUUUCCGCGGCUUGUCAUCGAUGGGCUCAAAGACAGCAGUCAAGGCCACAAGGCUACCUUCACUCUCGUUGCCACGCCACAGGCCAGUUCGCAGGCGGGGGAGCACAAUUUCGCCUAUCCCUUCACGAAUGGCUCUCACUACCGACUAGACGGGUUGGAAAUCCAGCUCAUGGAUGUGAAGCCGCGUCCCGAGGCCGUUCACGACGGACGCGCAGUGGUUAGUCUCAAGAUCGAGACGUCCGGGUCGUACAGCGACAUCCAGCGUGACCAGGUCUUCUACUUCGUCAGCCCAAUGCAGCAAAAACGCUUUUCGUAUGAAAUCGGUCCCGACGGCAGCUUUCUACGCAUACGCGACAAGGCCAUAUUCGAGCCGACCAACCAUGCGGAACCACCGCCCUUUACCCAGUGGACCAUUACCCUGGAGACGCCCGAGAAUGUCGACAUGAGUACCCUGAACAAAAUCCAGCUUCACUGGAAUGGAAAGUAUCGGCCCUACUGA